AUGCGUAAAGUGAUCCGAGAAAUCAGCCUGGAGGCCAAGGCAGUCGCCCCCAAAUUUAGAACUUCCCAAGGAAAAGCCAAGCUAUGCCAAAAGGAUCUCCACCGAGGAAACGACAUGAGUGACAAGCGGGAAGGACAGCAGGCGGCAAGUGAUACCUCCAAGGCAUCAUCGUCGGAAUAG
This is a messenger RNA of Colletotrichum lupini, 180 nucleotides long. RefSeq lists its product as uncharacterized. The record is from RefSeq and is a predicted model, not a curated record. The transcript has a single exon. The coding region runs from base 1 to 180 and encodes 59 amino acids. Lineage: Eukaryota; Fungi; Ascomycota; Sordariomycetes; Glomerellales; Glomerellaceae.